Molecule: messenger RNA, 2421 nt
Organism: Pteropus alecto (black flying fox)
Lineage: Eukaryota; Metazoa; Chordata; Mammalia; Chiroptera; Pteropodidae
Gene: TFR2
Product: transferrin receptor 2
Exons: 18
Coding region: 1-2421 (806 amino acids)
Biological process (GO): transferrin transport; endocytic iron import into cell
Cellular component (GO): external side of plasma membrane
Molecular function (GO): transferrin receptor activity
Source: RefSeq, a predicted model, not a curated record
AUGGAGCAGCUGUGGAGUCUACUCCAGGGAGCGAAAAGGUUGUCCCCACGACCCUCUCAGACCAUAUAUAAGCGUGUGGAAGGCACCCAGCAGGGGCGCCUGGAAGAGGAAGAGGAAGACAGAGAGGAGGAGGCCAAGCCACCAGCUCGCUUCUGUCCCAUGGAGCUGAGGGGCCCGGAGCCCCAUGGCUCUAGACCAGGGCAGCAAACCCUUGGACUCUGGGCAGCAGCUGGACGAAGAGCCGCUCCCUACCUAUUCUUGAUGGCCCUGCUGAUCUUCACCGGGGCUUUCCUUCUGGGCUAUGUGGCCUUCCGAGGGUCCUGCCAGGCAUGUGGGGACGAUGUGCUGGUGGUCAGCGAGGAUGUCAACUAUGAGACAGGCCCAGACUCCCACCAGGGCACAUUAUACUGGAGUGACCUCCAGGCCAUGUUCCUGCGGCACCUGGGAGAGGGGAACCUAGAGGACACCAUCAGGCAAACCAGCCUUCGAGAAAGGGUGGCCGGCUCUGCCGGGAUGGCCGCCCUGACUCAGGACGUCCGUGCUGCACUCUUACGCCAGAAGCUGGACCACGUGUGGACCGACACGCAUUAUGUGGGCCUGCAGUUCCCAGACCGGGCUCACCCCAAUACCCUGCGUUGGGUCGAUGCGGCCGGAAAGCCCGGGGAGCAGCUGCCGCUGGAGGACCCCGAUGUCUACUGUCCCUACAGCGCCACCGGCAACGCCACGGGAAAGCUGGUGUACGCCCACUACGGGCGGCGGGAGGACUUGCAGCACCUGCGGGCCCGGGGCGUGGAGACGGCCGGGCGCCUCCUGCUGGUGCGCUUGGGGGUGAUCAGCUUUGCCCAGAAGGUGGCCAGUGCCCAGGAAUUCGGGGCCCUUGGAGUGCUAAUAUAUCCUGACCCAGCAGACUUCUCCCAGGACCCACACAAACCAGGCCUGUCCAGCCACCGAGCUGUGUACGGACAUGUGCACCUGGGAACUGGGGACCCCUACACACCUGGCUUCCCUUCCUUCAAUCAAACCCAGUUCCCUCCAGUUCAGUCCUCGGGCCUCCCAAGCAUCCCAGCCCAGCCUAUCAGUGCCGACACUGCCUCCAUCCUGCUGAGGAAGCUCGAAGGUCCUGUGACACCCCAGGAAUGGCAGGGAUGGCUCCCAGCCUCCCCUUAUCGCCUGGGCCCUGGGCCAGGCCUGCGCCUAGGGGUCAACAACCACAAAGCCUCCACUCCCAUCAGCAACAUCUUUGGCUGCAUUGAAGGCCGCUCCGAACCAGAUCACUAUGUUGUCAUUGGGGCCCAGAGGGAUGCAUGGGGCCCUGGAGCAGCCAAGUCCGCCGUGGGGACUGCCAUACUGCUGGAGCUGGUGCGGACCUUUUCCUCCAUGGUGAGCAAUGGCUUCCAGCCCCGUAGAAGUCUUCUCUUCAUCAGCUGGGAUGGAGGUGACUUUGGGAGUGUGGGCUCCACGGAAUGGCUAGAGGGCUACCUCAGCCUGCUGCACCUCAAAGCUGUAGUCUAUGUGAGCCUGGACAACGCUGUGCUCGGGGAUGACAAGUUCCAUGCCAAAACUAGUCCCCUUCUAAUCAGCCUCAUUGAGAACAUACUGAAGCAGGUGGACUCUCCUAACCGCAGUGGUCAGACCCUUUACGAGCAAGUGGCAUUCAACAAUCACAGCUGGGAUGCAGAAGUGAUCCGGCCGCUUCCCAUGGACAGCAGUGCAUAUUCCUUCACAGCCUUUGCGGGGGUCCCUGCUGUUGAGUUCUCCUUCGUGGAGGAUGGCCAGGUAUAUCCGUUCCUGCACACGAAAGACGACACAUAUGAGAACCUGCACAAGAUGCUGCGGGGUCGCUUGCCCGCGGUAGCUCUGGCUGUGGCCCAGCUCGCAGGACAGCUCCUCAUCCGGCUUAGCCAUGAUCACCUCCUGCCCCUUGACUUCGGCCGCUAUGGAGACGUCGUCCUCAGGCACAUCGGCAGCCUCAAUGAGUUCUCCGGGGACCUCAAGGCCCGUGGGCUGACCCUCCAGUGGGUGUACUCGGCUCGGGGGGACUACAUCCGGGCGGCGGAGAAGCUGCGGAAGGAGAUCUACAGCUCUGAGGAGAGCGAUGAGAGACUGACGCGCAUGUACAAUGUGCGCAUCAUGCGGGUGGAGUUCUACUUCCUAUCCCAGUACGUGUCACCGGCUGACUCCCCAUUCCGCCACAUCUUCCUGGGCUGUGGAGACCACACGCUGGGUGCCCUGCUUGACCACGUGCGGCUGCUGCGCUCCAGUGGCUCUGGGGCUCUGGAGGUUGCCUCCUCCGGGGUGGCACCCGGCCUUGGCUUCCAGGAGAGCCGCUUCCGACGCCAGCUGGCCCUGCUCACCUGGACACUGCAAGGGGCUGCCAACGCACUGAGUGGGGAUGUCUGGAACAUCGAUAACAACUUCUGA